Aspergillus chevalieri is the source of this 1731-nucleotide messenger RNA. RefSeq names its product peroxiredoxin prx5 (gene PRX5). Gene Ontology annotation, biological process: transmembrane transport. The coding region runs from base 1 to 1731 and encodes 576 amino acids. Gene Ontology annotation, molecular function: transmembrane transporter activity. The transcript has 9 exons. Lineage: Eukaryota; Fungi; Ascomycota; Eurotiomycetes; Eurotiales; Aspergillaceae. The record is from RefSeq and is a predicted model, not a curated record.
AUGGCAGUCGACCAAGAAAAAGGGUUCCGUGAACCUGCUUCAGACAACAACGACCAUGCAUCUCAGAGCACCGUCAAUCAGGUUUCUCCUGUCAUUGAGAGUCAAGAUCCCGAGCCCGUCGUGACUCUCAAAACAUGGAUUGUUUCUUGUAUUCUCUCCUGCGGAUAUGGUCUCUCCUUCUGGCCUGUUCCAGUUGUGGCUGCCAUUGGUAGUACAGUUUCUGCUGAUCUGGGAGAGCCGAAUGCGUAUGUUUGGUUUACGCCGGCGUGGACCAUUUCGAUCACUUGCGCGUUUCUUAUCUUUGGUCCGAAUACCGACUUGCUUGGUCGUCGAUGGUUCCUUGUAGGAGGAAACUUGGUCUGCACUAUUGGCCAUAUCAUCGUCGCAUCAGCCAAAACGAAUAACCAAAUCAUCGCCGGCCUCGCAAUCUCUGGCUUCGGAGGAGCCAAUUGUCAAAUGGCCGCAUUUGCUCUUCCCGAACUUCUCCCGAACAAAUGGAGACAUAUUGGAGUUGUCAUUGCCGACUUCACGGUAUACAUUGCCGUCAUCAUAGCGCCCGUUACGGCUCGCUACGGCUAUGAGUUUGGAACGUGGUAUUGGAACUUCGGUGCGAUUGCCAUCUUUCAAGGACUGUCUUUCUUCGGAUUGUUGUUCUUGUACUUUCCUCCUGCGCAUCCGACUGGAACUCCGUAUGGAGAGGUUUUCAAGUCGUUGGACUAUGUCGGUGCAAUCCUAUUCACCGGCGGCGCUGUCUCCUUCUUAAUGGGCAUCGUCUGGGCUGGCGUCUACGACUCCAACGACACCCACGUUGUCGCCCCCCUAGUUGUCGGCGCCUUCGUCCUCAUCUGCUUCGCUCUCUGGGAAACCUUCAGCGGAACCCGCUUCCCCCUUACCCCAACGCACGUCUUUACUUCUUCCUGGGGCCGCGAUUUUACAGCCCCCGCCGUCGCCCUGGGUGUCAUCAAUAUGUUCUACUACUCCUCUAGCAUCCUGUGGCCUAACAUGAUCACACAGUUCUACACUAACGGUGGCGCGGAAUGGAAGUAUGCGGUUGUGUUGUCGCUGCCACAGGGAUUUGCUAUCGCAUUCGGUGCUUUCUUGCUCUCUGUUCUUGGUGGUAAAAUCAGGCACUGGCAAUGGCAGUUGACGGGGUCUGUGUUGUUGAUGGUCGUGUUUGGGUCGCUGCUGGGAAUCGUCACGCCUACUAACAAGGGUACUAUGAUUGCAUUCAUUUUCCUCUCACAGAUGGGCUUUGGCUAUGGAAUUUACCUCAGUAUCGCCAUCACGCAAAUGGGUGUCGACCAGAAAAAUUUGGGUGUUAGUGGUGGUAUUUCGGGAUGUAUCCGUUUCGCUGCUGGAGCCAUCGCAACUACCAUCUACACCACGGUCUACAACAACAAACUCAGCGAGAAGACCGCCGAACUGGUCCCCCAAGCCGCCAUCAAGGCCGGUCUCUCAGAGUCUCGUGUCUCUGAUCUUCUGUCGGCUGUGAGCGGCGGAGCAGCUAAGCUGAGCGAGACUUUUGGCCCUGCUGUGGCCACUGCAGCUACUGACGCUUUGAAUGAUGCGUACUGCAAGGCAAUCUUUGUUGUCGCAAUGGUGUCCAUGGCCUUUGGUAUCGUGGGACUUAUCGCCUGUAUCUGUUGCAAAGAUGUCGACCAUAAGAUGACGAACAAGAUUGAAGUUUAUCUCGAAAACACUGCUCUUGCCGAAAGGAACAAGUACCAUUAA